Metopolophium dirhodum (rose-grain aphid) is the source of this 1782-nucleotide messenger RNA. RefSeq lists its product as uncharacterized. The record is from RefSeq and is a predicted model, not a curated record. The transcript has 3 exons. Lineage: Eukaryota; Metazoa; Arthropoda; Insecta; Hemiptera; Aphididae. Bases 547 to 1134 code for a protein of 195 amino acids.
GUCUGAUCCGGUGAGACUUGUCGGAUAGGAGCUGGUAACAUCGUGUGGUACAUGCGACCGGCGCAGUCUCUUCGCAGACUUCGGCCGAAACGCACCGGGCGCGCUCUCCCGCCGCCGCCAUCGCCGCCGCCGCCGUCGUCACCUUAACUGAACGACGUUCGAUCACAAACAUACCACAUAAACCUACUGUAUACCAAUUGUGCUGGAAGAUGGCUUACUGGUGGCUAUUGCAGUCGGCAAUGUGGUACACCGCUAUUAUGGUUCUGGCUAAUCCUCUGAUGCCCACUUUAAUCUUUGAGGUUUUGCCCAAGCUGCCAUUGCUCAUUAUUCGUCGUUUAGGUACCAUUCCUAUUGAAUCUAUUUAACGAAACUCAAAUCACCUGUUUGGAGUCCCGUCGAAAUCAUGAGUUCAACACAAAAAAACAGUGGCAGGAAGUUGACCCGACGGCCUUCUGACUAGUUUAUAUCUGUACGGACAGUGCCGUUGAAAACUACAGUCCAACCGAACAGUGUCCGAUCGACGUCCAACACAGCCCGAAUACAAUUAUGAAUUUUAAGGUGACCGAGUCGGCCGGGUCCCGCCACACCGCAGCCACCGUGGUCGGUUGGGGAAACGUACGGGCCGUGGUGUUCGUUGCAACAGUCAUGUUUGCGGCCCAGCUCGCGGCCGCGCAACAGGUGGCGUUGAAGGCGGGCCGCUUGCCGCGCGUCUACAACGCCCUGAUCACCACCGAUCAGCGUCUGUUGCCCAGCCAAGCGGAACCGAUCGUCACGCCCGUGUUCCGACCGCUCCAGUUCCUCUACCAAUGGCCCGAAGUGAGGUACGCGGCCGCCCCGUCGUACCCGUCGUCGCGGUCGGAUGCGGAGGCGUCUGGUACCGACGACGGAUCGUCCGGACACGAAGUGUCACGGCCCGUCGCUGCAGCGGUCUUCGAGAACAACAGGCCCGCGGACUCUACGGUCGUCAAGAACAACAGGCCCGUGGACGCUACGGUCGUCAAGAACAACAGGCCGGCAGACUCUUCGGUACCGGACGUACCGCCGCCGCCACUUCCGGUAACGCGUGGCCAGAACGGCGCCGUCAAGAAGAGACCGGAAGAGUAUCCGCCCGCGCCCGGCGGUUUCGCCAUUUGAACACCCAAGCUCCACUUCUACUCGCCCCAAUCAACCACCACCGCAAAGGGUUUAAGUCGACGAGACGAGACGCAGCCCCGUAUUGCCCGUCACACGGUCUUCUACCACCGCUGCACGGCCAUGUGAUAAAAUAUUAUAAUAUGUAACCUAUCAUUGCGUUAGGUUUUCCGUCCGGUUCGGUAGAAUAUUGUCAUUAUACCACAUCGUACGUCCGGGGUUGUUAUGGCUCGCACUUUUCUAUAUCUCACCUCUCGAACUUCUAGAAAUUUUAAUCGUUUUCGGGCGUCGACAAUUUUUACGAACUCGCGUUCACUAUUUAUAAAAUUAUAAUAAUGUGUACAUAAUAUAAUAGUACCUAUACGCGUAUGACUUUAAUCGACAGUUUUUAACGCAUAAUAUAAUAUUAUUCUUAAAAAAAAAAAAAUAUUAUUUUUGUUUUCACUUGUGAAUUAUCAUAUACGUAGUCGGAGAAUUUAAUCAAAAUUAUUUUAGUCAUUUUUAUCUGAUCUGAAUGUUAUUUUUUUUGACCGGUUUCGUACACUAUGAAAUCCUUUUAUUUAGAUUUAAGUAACUACCUACUGUAUCCGUGCAAACCACGGUAUUGUGUAAAAAUAUACAUUAAAAUAAAAAAUAUUUAAACAUUUUAAA